AUGAAUGGGACUGCUAGGAGAUAUAUGAUCCAGGAUGUAAAGGACUCGCUACGGAACUCAUCGAUCCAUCUAUCCCAAUGGAAGUUAUUGAAAUCUGCCAAAUGGUCAAUAGAAGCAUUACGAGGCAUGGAAGAUAUACCGCUGGACAGUGGCGAUAUGAAUGAGGAUAAUAUGAUGGAUGCGAACUCGUCCAAUAAUCAUGCAAAUACUAUCUUUAAUGAGCAUAAACGUGGAGGCAUACCGAAAAUGAACGAAGGUUUCACUGAAGAUGAAUUUGAUAAAUACUUAUUAGCGUCGUCACUAUUUGAUUGCAAAGAAUUUGAUAGAUGUGUUUAUUUCUUGGCAAACGUUGAUGAACCAAGACUAAUGUUUUUAAAACUUUAUUGUAAAUAUUUAUCAUGGGAUAAGAAAACUGUGGAGAGUGUAGAGAACGUUCUUGUUACCGGGAAAGCGAGAGAUUCAAACCAUUGUAAUGAUAACUCAGAAUUAGGAAGGGACAAUGAACAGAAUUCUGAGACAAGUGGGUUUACUAGUUAUCUCAAAUCAAAGAAGAAUAGCGGUAUACAACAUAUGGAAGAUGGUCAUCAAUCUAGUGUGGCUCUUAUCUUAAAAGAACUUAGAAACUACUUAAACAAGAAUGAAGCUGACCUUUUACAUUCCAAAGAAGGUGCAUUAGGGGUGGCAUUACUUUAUUACCUGAAAGGUGUUCUGUUAAAUCAGAAUGGUAACAAACCACAAGCCCUUACUGCAUAUGUCACCUCACUGAGUCUAUACUCCUUCAAUUGGACCUGCUGGGUGGAAUUGCUGGAUUGUAUAUCUAGACCAGAUGAAUCGUUAUUAAUUUUAAAGCAUUUAAAUGAACAAUUCGAUUUGAGUGAACAAAAUCAUUAUGGAACUCAACGAAUAAAUACCGAGAAUAUCAUGCUUAAAUUCUUUAAACUUUCUUUAUUCCAAGAAUUCAGUGGAAACAUUGAUGAAUUCUUGGGAAACUUAGAGUUACUAUUAACAAUAACUCCAAAUUUUGCAUAUCUAAAGGCUCAAAAUGCUUUAGUGUAUUAUAACCAUAUGGAUUACUCAAAUUCUGAAAGCAUAUUUGAUCAGAUAAUAAAACUGGAUCCGUAUAGACUAGAAGAUCUGGAUAUAUAUUCCAAUAUUCUAUAUGUGAUGCAGAAACAAUCAAAACUGGCAUAUUUGGCUCAGUUUGUCUCUCAAAUAGAUAGAUUUCGUCCAGAAACUUGUUGCAUCAUAGCAAAUUAUUACAGUGCUAGACAAGAACAUGAAAAAUCAAUAAUGUAUUUCCGCAGGGCUUUAAUACUAAACAAAAAAUCCACAAGUGCUUGGACUUUAAUGGGCCAUGAAUUUGUGGAAUUAAAGAAUUCUCAUGCAGCUGUGGAAUGUUACCGCCGUGCAGUCGAUAUAAAUAACAGAGAUUUUAGAGCUUGGUACGGAUUAGGUCAAGCCUAUGAGGUACUUGACAUGCACAUGUAUUCAUUGUACUAUUUCCAAAAAGCAUGCGCCUUGAAACCUUUGGAUCGUCGUAUGUGGCAAGCUACAGCUGAAUGUUAUGCCAAAUUAAAAUAUUCUAAUGGAGCAAUUAAAUGCUACUUGAGAGCAUUACAAUUAUCGACAAUCCCUGAUCAAGAAUCCUUAUUAUUUUACAAAUUAGCUGAACAAUAUGAAGAAACGGCAGAACUAGACAGGUGUAAAUCUUACAUGAUUAAAUGUAUGGAACUAGAGAGAUCUAAUGAGGGGCUUGUCACUGAUGAAGCCAUCAAGGCAAAACUUUGGCUGGCAAAGAAUGAAUUUCAAAAUAAAAAUUACGAAGAAGCCUAUAAUUACGCUAUUAGCAUCACAAAUGGAACAUCACAGGAGGUCGAGGAAGCACGCACAAUUGCCAGGAAUUGCAGAUUGCUUCUUAAGUAA
Molecule: messenger RNA, 1923 nt
Organism: Maudiozyma barnettii
Lineage: Eukaryota; Fungi; Ascomycota; Saccharomycetes; Saccharomycetales; Saccharomycetaceae
Gene: CDC23
Product: anaphase promoting complex subunit CDC23
Exons: 1
Coding region: 1-1923 (640 amino acids)
Biological process (GO): cell division
Cellular component (GO): anaphase-promoting complex
Molecular function (GO): protein binding
Source: RefSeq, a predicted model, not a curated record